Molecule: messenger RNA, 2073 nt
Organism: Glycine soja
Lineage: Eukaryota; Viridiplantae; Streptophyta; Magnoliopsida; Fabales; Fabaceae
Product: probable inositol transporter 2
Exons: 6
Coding region: 72-1784 (570 amino acids)
Biological process (GO): transmembrane transport
Cellular component (GO): membrane
Molecular function (GO): myo-inositol:proton symporter activity
Source: RefSeq, a predicted model, not a curated record
AACUCAUUUUCAUACUCGUCUCUCAUUUUCUCACCCUGUUUUUUUCUAACAACGACCAUUGUUAUUUCUACAUGGAAGGAGGAGUACCUGAUGCCGAUGUCUCUGCCUUCAGUGAAUGCCUCUCUCUCUCAUGGAAGAAUCCCUAUGUCCUUCGCCUCGCUUUUUCUGCAGGAAUCGGUGGCCUUCUUUUUGGCUAUGACACCGGGGUGAUAUCUGGAGCUCUUUUGUAUAUAAGGGAUGAAUUCACCGCGGUAGAUAGGCAGACUUGGCUUCAGGAAGCUAUAGUGAGUACAGCAAUUGCAGGAGCAAUAGUAGGUGCUGCAGUGGGUGGAUGGAUGAACGAUCGAUUUGGAAGAAGAACAUCAAUCCUUUUAGCUGAUAUCCUCUUUUUAAUUGGGUCAGUUAUAAUGGCUGCUGCACCUAGCCCUGGUGUUCUCGUCCUGGGUCGAGUUUUUGUUGGCCUUGGUGUUGGAAUGGCUUCAAUGGCAUCUCCUUUGUACAUUUCUGAGGCUUCCCCCACCAAAGUUCGAGGAGCCCUUGUAGCUCUCAACAGUUUCCUCAUCACCGGUGGACAAUUUCUCUCCUACCUCAUCAACUUGGCUUUCACUAAGGCGCCGGGUACAUGGAGGUGGAUGCUUGGAGUGGCUGCGGCACCUGCUAUAAUACAAGUGGUGUUAAUGUUUACGCUCCCAGAAUCACCACGUUGGCUGUUCCGAAAGGGAAAGGAGGAGGAAGCAAAAGCAAUAUUGAGGAAAAUUUAUCCACCCAAUGAUGUUGAAGAAGAAAUCCAAGCUUUGCAUGAUUCAGUUGCUACGGAACUGGAGCAGGCAGGAUCCUCAGAAAAAAUCAGCAUAAUCAAACUGUUGAAAACCAAGGCAGUGAGGAGAGGUUUGGUGGCAGGAAUGGGCCUUCAAAUCUUCCAGCAAUUCACGGGCAUCAACACUGUCAUGUACUACAGUCCCACAAUUGUUCAGUUAGCUGGUGUUGCAUCCAACCAGACGGCAAUGCUCCUCUCCCUGAUCACUUCUGGGCUUAACGCGUUCGGUUCGAUCUUGAGCAUAUACUUCAUUGACAAGACUGGGAGAAAGAAACUUGCUUUGCUUAGUUUGUGUGGCUGUGUUGUAGCCUUGGCCCUUUUAACAUUCACUUUCCGCCAAACCGAAACUCAUUCUCCAAUGAUUAGUGCGGUUGAGACCGCUCAUUUCAACAACACCUGCCCUGGUUUCAGCCAAGCUGUGAAUGCUAAUGAAUGGGAUUGCAUGAAGUGUCUAAAGGCAGAAUGUGGCUUUUGUGCAUCCGACGUCUCUAGCAAGCGCUUACCUGGCGCAUGUUUGAUUUCUAAUGAUGCUACAAAGGGUAUGUGUCAAAAAGAACAUAGAGCAUGGUACACACAAGGAUGUCCUAGCAAAAUUGGGUGGCUUGCAAUAGUGGGACUUGCACUGUACAUCAUAUUCUUCUCACCAGGGAUGGGAACUGUUCCAUGGGUUGUCAAUUCUGAAAUCUAUCCUCUGAGGUACCGUGGAGUAUGUGGAGGAAUUGCUUCUACAACAUGUUGGGUUUCAAACCUCAUUGUUUCGCAGUCCUUCUUGACUUUGACCGUGGCUAUUGGGACAGCAUGGACAUUCAUGUUAUUUGGGUUUGUUGCUCUCGUUGGCAUCUUAUUCGUUCUCAUCUUCGUGCCAGAAACUAAGGGAGUUCCAAUUGAAGAAGUUGAGCAGAUGCUGGAGGAAAGAGGUCUGCACUUCAAGUUUUGGGAGAAGAGGAGUCCUACCCAGAAGGCUUGAUUAAGUUUGAUUAGAUCUUUGUCGAAAGAGUAAUAUUUCGCACCACUUGACUCUUACCCGUGAUGUGAGAUAAUUAUGGUUUCUUCUAAGGUUAAGUAGUGAAGAGGAAUAUGUUUAGAUGUUUUCUAGCUUUUGUUUGUAGUUUUUUUUUUCUCUCUUAAGAUUUGCUGUUUUAUUGCAGUUAGUGUUUGGCUACUGGUUAGUAUGUUUUUAUGAAAUCCUAAAGGAUGAACAAUGAGUAAUAUAUAAUGAUGAUAAAUUGUAUGUAAUGAGUGUUCAGUCAUCAGCA